AUGGCUGCUGGGAGACCCGGCACUAGCAGUAGCAUUGUAGACAGGUUGGGCAACAGACGAAGAUCUAUUGCGAGCAGGGACGUGGGUCGCUCAGCUAGGAUCCGUUCUACUACUGGGACAGUCUCCACGGUGGAUAGUGUUAUCGAUAGCGGUGUGGUGACAAGUACUUCAGCCACCCCCUCCAACGGGGAUCUGCUACUGCAGUAUCUCAAUAAGAAGGCCAGCACCAAUGGCAAGACAGCGCAGCAGCUUAUAGAAAAGUUGAUAUCCAAAAAGGGCGGCAUUGAGGAGCCACAAGUUGCAUCGACUGCUGCUCUACUUGUAGAACCGGAAGUAGAGGAGUCAGGAGAUCUUGUCGAGGUGGUUAACACGCAGGCCUGUGACGAUACACCCGUCAGCCAGGCCUAUGACUGUGUACAGAAGGAGUUCAAACAGACCGCCUACUCCUGCAGCAUUGAUUUUUAUCCUGAGGUUUGCACGAUCGUAAUAAAGCCCAUGCAGACAUCUUGUCCCAAAGACGUUGAACGGACGAUCACAUACCAAUGCCCCAAACUGAAGAACAAACAAAUGUGCUACAACAUUCCUAAAGCAGUACAAACUGUCUGUACUGGCACUGCUAACCAGGCCAAGGAGACAGACUGUCAGCGUGUGAGGACGGAAAAGGUAUGCAGCAUAGUGGAGGAGACGAUUCCAUGGACUUGCCUUGAAACAAAACCACUGACCCUUGACUAUACCUGUAGCAAAGUUGAGCCGACCACCGACUGCUCCCCUAAUGUGGUAGCGGUUGACGAUGAUUGCACGCGCGAGACCAAUGUUCCUGUCGUAUAUGACUACUACGACGUGGAACCUCAGACAGAGUGCCAUACUGAGCGUAAGAAGAAUAUGUGUCAGAAGAACGUGAGGUCUGUCAACCUGUACUCUUGCCCGGAAACAUACUAUGAACAAGAAUGUACCAUGGUCACUGUGCCAGUUACGAAGAUGUGCGACACUCCCGCCACUGUCACUGAAGAGUAUCCGUGCGAAAAAACCGAAACGAGAGUGUUCAAGAAAGCAUGUGGAUUUGGCCAAGGAAAGAAGUUUCUUAGGAUAUCCGAUACUGUAACCGAUAAUGGCACAGACAACGGCAAGAGCCUAUGCGACUACGAAGCGCCAGUUACCGUCUCUACUACUUGUACUCGCGAGGCUACAGUCGUGAAACAGGAGCCCUGCACGGAGACCGAGCAGCAAGAACAGUGCGAAAUGGUGGAGAAAACGCGGGAGAAGUCGUGUGAGACCCCCACGGUUCGCUCUGUCGAGACGGAAUGCGACGACUGGGUAGAAGAGGAGGUUUGUGAAGAGGUCAACAAGACUGUCACCAAAAAGGGCGUUCGGUUUGAGACAAAAACUGAAAGCUUCCCCUGCACCAGUACAUACGCCAAGGAGGUUUGCGUUGAGGUACAGAGCCUCGUUGAUAGCACCUGCUCUGCCCAACUCCGGGAGACACAAGAGGUCUCUUGCACCCGCUCAUACAAGAGGCAAGUAUGCGAAAACAACAAUGUCUCAAGCAUCGAACUCUGCGCAGAUGUCAGCGAGGAAGCAAUUGAAUAUGACUGCCAACAAAUUACGUAUGAGGAGAAAUGCAGUACUGUGCCGUAUUACGAGCUGGAGGACUGUGAGGUGACACUGGUUGAGACGGAGCUGACACCUUGCGAAGGGGACUACCAGGUGACUGAGUGCACUCCCCAGGAGAGCCCCCAAAUGGGCACUUGCUUUAACGACGAGGAGGUUGACGUUGCCUCGACCUGCUACCGGAUAGAGAGCCAGAACACUUGUCAAGAUGUUAUCACCACCAGGGUAAUAAAGGACACUCUAAGUAGGCGGUCCCGUGCCCCACAGGUACUCCCAGAUUUCACAGCUAGUUGCACGGACCAAACCAGCACGACCGCGUCAGUGAAAGCGCUCGCUGGCGUCUACGAGAGUACAGGACCACACACUAGUCCCGCAGAGCAUUCAUUCCUCAGAGACCAAUCUAUGCGUGAAAAUAAAGCUGGUGCAUGCAGUGUGGUAUGCUUCCAAUCCUUGAAAAGAAGCAUAUGGAAGGAUAUCGGGAGAGCAUAUUUCAGAGGGCCUCGUGGGAAUCUGGGUUUAGAGAACAUCGUAACGAUACGAACCUGGGAUUUUUCAGGCAAUAGCCAUACAAAAAAGUGUUUUUAG
Molecule: messenger RNA, 2193 nt
Organism: Cyclospora cayetanensis
Lineage: Eukaryota; Apicomplexa; Conoidasida; Eucoccidiorida; Eimeriidae
Exons: 5
Coding region: 1-2193 (730 amino acids)
Source: RefSeq, a predicted model, not a curated record